Molecule: messenger RNA, 14932 nt
Organism: Monomorium pharaonis (pharaoh ant)
Lineage: Eukaryota; Metazoa; Arthropoda; Insecta; Hymenoptera; Formicidae
Gene: AGO1
Product: protein argonaute-2
Exons: 14
Coding region: 1048-3837 (929 amino acids)
Molecular function (GO): RNA binding; protein binding
Source: RefSeq, a predicted model, not a curated record
GAGGGAGAGCGAGAGGGAACGAGAGGGAGAAACGGUGAAACGGUGUGCGUGAGUGCAAUACUCGCGCGCGUACACAAGCCUACAUACGUGUGCACAAUGGCAACCUUGACACUUGGUGAUCGUUUUUGGCGGCUCCGCCGCGCCGUGCAGAUCGCGCGUCCGGCGGCAUCGCGUCGCGAGUGAAAGCGACGACGGCGGGCACGCCUCGAGCAACAGCCGCGAGAAGGACAGGGAGAGAGAGAGAGAGAGAGAAAAGCAGAGGUGAAGGCGAGCGGCGAAGCCGAAAGACGCGGGAGUGCCGCAUACGUGGACGUCGCCGUCGUGACUCGUUCGUCUGAAAAUCCGCCACGAUAUCCACGUAGUCCCCGGCCGCCGGAGUUCCUCCCCUUUGUCCCGGUCGACAAGCUCUCGCGCCCCGCGACCUCGUUGUCCUCGUCCUCUCGGAGCGUGGUGGCCGCGCCGCGCCGCGCCGCGCCGAGAUCGUCACGCCGCGUCGCGCGUCGCGCUGCGUCGUCGUACCGUGGUCGCGCGUCACGUCGCGCGGCGUUCCGACGAUAAAAUCGACGAGGGCCGAAAAAAAAGGUCGAACUGAAGGUUAGACGUGAGAGAAAGAGAGAAAGAGUGUGACAAGUGUCAAUGGUCGUUGCAAAUGGGAGAAGAGAGAGAGAGAGGGAAAGAGAGCGAAUCGUGGUCACGUGUGCGGACAUUGACGUCGGAGCGGCAGCGAGGGAUGCGAUUUCCCGUGUUCGCGAGUGAUCGCCGCGGCAGCACGGCUGCCGCGACCACAUAGUCUCGCGUGCACGCACGCGGACCAGAAACAGUACGGUCGUCAGUGCAUCGUCAUCAUCAUCAUCAUCAUCGUCGUCAUCGUCGCCGCCGCCGCCGUUGCUACGUGCGUACGAGCCAACAACCGACUCUGCACCGAGAAUGCCGAUGUGAGGUGAAGAGAAGAAGCACGAGAAGCGCUGCGGAAAAACAAAUCGCGAUCCUUGCAUGUCGUAAAUUUUAUCUGUCAUCCCCGAGGAUACACGCAGAAACAAAGGCAAAAUGGCACAAAUGGAGCAGCAAUUACCGCUUCCAAUGCCAGAUUUAAGUACUCUUCGUAUAACCACAGCCGUCUCCAUGCUCGGCAAAGCAUAUGGAUGUGGCCAAUGUAAUGCCCCCCCACCUGGACCCUCAACUAGUGGCGGUUCUGUUGGGACAGCGGGAGUAGCAGCAAGUAGUGUUGCAGCUCCCAGCAAUAUGGGGCUUGUUCCCGCACAACAGGCACACACUCCUCCUCAACCUACAGAACUGCCAAUGUUUACGUGCCCUCGAAGACCAAACAUAGGACGAGAAGGUAGACCGAUCGGUUUGAGAGCCAAUCAUUUUCAAAUUAGUAUGCCACGUGGUUAUGUACAUCACUACGACAUUAGCAUACAACCUGAUAAAUGUCCUCGGAAAGUUAAUAGGGAAAUUGUAGAAACGAUGGUUCAUGCAUAUACUAAAAUAUUUCAAUCUCGUAAGCCUGUAUUUGAUGGCAGAAAUAACUUGUACACAAGGGACCCCUUGCCUAUCGGGCAUGAUAAAGUAGAAUUAGAGGUCACACUGCCUGGUGAGGGAAAAGACAGAGUUUUCCGAGUGGUCAUAAAAUGGUUAGCACAGGUCUCGCUAUUUGCUUUAGAAGAGGCUUUAGAAGGGCGAUCUAGACAAAUUCCAUAUGACGCUGUUCUCGCUUUAGACGUUGUGAUGAGGCAUUUACCAUCUAUGACAUACACUCCAGUAGGUAGAUCGUUCUUUAGUACGCCAGAGGGAUAUUACCAUCCAUUAGGGGGAGGCAGGGAAGUAUGGUUCGGAUUUCAUCAAUCCGUGAGACCAUCUCAAUGGAAAAUGAUGUUAAACAUUGAUGUCUCUGCUACUGCCUUUUACAAAGCGCAGCCGGUUAUAGAAUUUAUGUGCGAAGUGUUAGAUAUCCGAGAUAUCAAUGAACAAAGGAAGCCACUCACGGAUUCUCAAAGAGUGAAAUUUACCAAAGAAAUAAAGGGUCUCAAGAUUGAAAUAACUCACUGUGGAGCUAUGAAACGAAAGUAUAGAGUGUGCAAUGUUACACGCAAACCAGCUCAAAUGCAAUCAUUUCCAUUGCAACUAGAAAAUGGACAGACAGUUGAGUGUACAGUUGCCAAAUACUUCUUAGAUAAGUACAAAAUGAAGUUACGCCACCCACAUCUUCCCUGUUUGCAAGUCGGCCAAGAACAUAAACAUACAUAUUUGCCACUCGAGGUUUGUAAUAUUGUUGCUGGACAACGCUGCAUUAAAAAGCUAACCGAUAUGCAGACCUCGACUAUGAUCAAGGCGACAGCGCGUUCCGCACCAGAUCGCGAACGGGAAAUAAACAAUUUGGUUAGAAGAGCCGACUUUAACAAUGAUUCUUACGUACAAGAAUUCGGAUUGACUAUAUCGAAUAGUAUGAUGGAAGUCAGGGGUCGUGUACUACCUCCGCCCAAACUGCAGUACGGAGGGCGCGUAAGUUCCCUCAGUGGACAGACGAAGCAGCAAGCGAUGCCUAAUCAAGGAGUGUGGGACAUGCGUGGCAAACAGUUUUUCACUGGAGUAGAGAUUAGAGUGUGGGCGAUCGCUUGUUUUGCGCCUCAGAGAACAGUACGCGAAGACGCGUUACGUUCAUUUACGACGCAACUACAGAAAAUUAGUAAUGAUGCCGGUAUGCCCAUCAUUGGACAACCGUGUUUUUGUAAAUAUGCUACUGGACCAGAUCAAGUCGAACCCAUGUUUCGAUAUUUAAAAUCGACUUUCUCGCAGCUGCAGCUAGUGUGUGUUGUAUUGCCAGGCAAAACUCCUGUAUAUGCUGAAGUGAAAAGAGUGGGAGACACAUUAUUAGGCAUGGCAACUCAGUGUGUACAAGCUAAAAACGUUAAUAAGACAUCACCACAGACAUUAUCUAAUCUUUGUCUUAAAAUAAAUGUCAAAUUAGGAGGCAUCAAUAGCAUUCUAGUACCUAGUAUUAGACCAAAAGUGUUUAAUGAACCGGUUAUAUUUCUUGGAGCUGAUGUGACACAUCCGCCGGCGGGCGACAACAAAAAACCUAGCAUAGCUGCUGUAGUAGGCAGUAUGGAUGCUCAUCCAUCUCGGUAUGCAGCGACUGUUAGAGUUCAACAGCAUAGACAAGAAAUUAUCCAGGAACUCAGUUCGAUGGUUAGGGAAUUGCUUAUAAUGUUUUACAAGAGUACAGGCGGAUAUAAACCGCAUAGAAUAAUUCUAUAUCGUGACGGCGUCUCCGAAGGUCAAUUCCUCACCGUUCUACAACACGAAUUGACUGCCAUUCGUGAGGCGUGUCUCAAGCUCGAGAUCGAUUACAGACCUGGCAUAACAUUCAUCGUAGUGCAAAAGAGACAUCACACGCGUCUGUUCUGCGCAGACAAGAAGGAGCAGAGUGGUAAAAGUGGAAAUAUUCCGGCGGGUACGACUGUUGACGUAUGCAUAACUCAUCCGACGGAAUUUGACUUUUAUCUUUGCAGUCACCAGGGUAUCCAGGGUACAUCGAGACCAUCGCAUUAUCAUGUUCUUUGGGAUGAUAAUCACUUCGAAAGUGAUGAGUUACAGUGUCUCACGUAUCAAUUGUGUCACACUUAUGUCAGGUGUACGAGAUCCGUUAGUAUACCAGCGCCGGCAUAUUACGCUCAUCUCGUAGCGUUCCGAGCUAGAUAUCAUUUGGUCGAGAAAGAGCACGAUAGCGGGGAAGGAUCUCAUCAAUCGGGUUGCAGCGAAGAUAGAACGCCAGGUGCGAUGGCACGAGCGAUUACAGUUCAUGCCGAUACAAAGCGAGUUAUGUAUUUCGCAUAACUCUAUUCUCAUGUUGACUUGAACCGUCAUUCGAACCGAGUUGUUAUUUUGUGUGAAAAUGACUAUAUAAUUGCGACUCCAUGAUACAGGUGUGAGAAGCUUUAUCAGGCAGUUGGGAUCGUAGCACAUUGCGUCACAAAUUCUUGGACUAUUUAACAGUUAGGGCAAUUCGACCGAUCAAUUUUCUUGCGUAUUUUUUCCUGUUAUUUUCUCUUUCCUUCUUUUUCUUUUUUAUUCUUUAUCUUGUUUUCUUUAUUUUAAGUCUAUAUAACAACUUUUUUUUUAAGUUGUAUGGUUUAUUUACAGAAAUCUGUAUAGAAAAAGCGAAUUUUCGAUUGAUUUUACGAACUUGUAGUGUAAGUUUUUAUAAUGAGAGGUGCUUUUAAUGCAGUUUACAAAUCAGAUUAAAGAUGUUUUGCAUGUUUGGAUAGGAAAGUCCUCUGCAGUCGAAGUAGUUGGAAAAAAAGUUAAACAAGUUUUUUUCAUAAAAAUUAUGCUUGGUAAGAUGACAGAGGGAAUAGUAAUUUCUCUCAAAUUAACGUAUUCCGUCCAGCGAGAGAAUAUCCUCGAUUUGCACAUAGGCGGGCAAAGUGGGAGGAGCGCGUCUUAAUAAAUAUGACAAAGAGAGGGAUGGCUUUAAAAUAUAAAAGGGGGCUUUCUUGCACAAAUUAGCCGAGUUUUCAACUGAGCCGAAGGCAUUCUCUCGUUGAAUGGAGUAUAGAUAUGAAUUUCUCUGUUGUAUCAUUGGGAUACAAUAGCACUUUUCGACUUAACGAUCACUCAGUGUAUAGCAUAUUACGCUUAUUUUUAUAGGGAACGAUUUUUCCCUAGCAUUUGUAUGAAAAAGGAAAGAGAGAAACAAAACGACCUGGACAAAGAAUGAAAACUUUAAUUAUAUAAAUCGCUAUUUGCGAGACUGUUAUCUUGUUGCAUGUAUGUAUAGCUUUCAUUUUGCGAGGAGUGAAACUCCAUUCUUGUAAAUUCUGUAAAUUUUAGACUUCUAAUCGUGCUGAAGUGAUUAGCAUAAAAAAUGAAUAUCGGUUGAAUAGUGGUUGUAAAAUAACUUUAAGAUCGUGAAUCACGUCACAUCAUAUCCGUUGUAUUACAACGCCAGGAAAAUAACUGUCAAAGAAAUAAUGCUAUCUUUUAUAUAACGCACUUUUAAUCUCUCGAAAAAGUCUCUCGAAAAUCUCACGAGAUCAUUCUGAGCUAAUCUUAAAGUAUUCUUUGAAAAUCAAUUGGAUCAAACAACACCAAUUCGUGUUUGUACUUCGGCUGAACGCAGUAUAGUAGAUAAGAACAUUAUUUCGGUAUAAAGACAGCUAUAUGUAGAAGAAAGGAGUGUUACGUAGAGCACGCGCGUUAUUUAUGAUUUAAUGAUAGCUAGUGUCCAUUUGAGAGAAAUACUAUCAAGAAUUCCUUGAUAAUCACUAAUUUGACUACAAUGUAUCAUAGAAAGAAUUUCUUACGUAUUCUUAUAUUACUGUCUUUAAUUUCUGAGAAUUACUCCCAGAUAGACACUAAGCUUUAGGAUUCAAAUCUAGCGUAAUUAAAUUGUCGUUAUUUUACUGUUGCUAAUCGUUACGAUGUACAUUUUUAUUCGUCUUACUUUAAUUUCUAUUAUACCAUAUCGUCUGCACGUUGCACAGCUCAUAAUCUAUGCUUACGUCAACUAUUAAUGGCACACUGAACUAGGAUACAAUCUUGCCGAAAUAACUUUAUCUGUGUUAAACAUCCAUUUAAACCAUAGUGACUGUAGUAGUGGAAAUCUAUUAAGAAAGAAAGAUCUGUAAAAUAUGUUACACAAAAAUGUCGAGGAUGAAAGUAAACGGAUAUCCGUGUCUGGUGUCUGAGAUAAGCCGGGAUGUUAUCUACUUGUCAGACAAAAGAUGGCUAUGAAUUAAAUCGAAUUCAUGUGACGUUAAUAAUCAGACGAGGCCUUCGUCAGAUGGUAAAAUAACUACAAGAUAAAAUAUACCCAACGCAUCAAUAUAAUUGUAAAAUUAUCAAACUUCAAAACAAUCGUAGCAUUAAUUAUUGCUUUAGCAGUAAAAUGUAAGAUUAGUUGUAGGAGUAUUAUAAGAGUAAGAUUUUUUAUUAGUUUUAAAAGAAUAAUUGUGUUUGCUUGAUAAUGCCAAACUUUAGAAGUUUUUCUAUUUUUACUCUAAUCGCGAUUCUUGUGCAAAUCUAUGUCGUCUGUUGGCACAAUAAUUCUAUUAAUAUUAAGCAAGCCUUAGCAACACUCACGUAUGUACCCUAGCCUAGGAUAGGAUCGUAUAUUAAUAGAAUCCUCGUUCUAUUAAGAUACGAAUAGAAAUCAUGCGAAUGAAAACGUAUGAAUAGAAAUCAUAUGUACUAUUCUAUAGACAUAUAAUUAUGUAUCAAUUGUCGCGUUAAAUUAUUAUGUAUUAUUAUUAGAAUCAUUAAUAUAUCAAGAUCUCUUUUUCUUACAAUUAUGUUAGCGCUUGCGUAGGAAUCAAAUUUCCACAUUAUAAUCAGUCAUGAUUCACAUCUUAGUAAAUCAGUAUUAAUAAUAACAAUGCUUAUACCGGAAGACAGAAUUAUUCUUGGAAAAUUGUUUUCUUGAACCACCGAUGGGGUAAAAGCAAAAGUGCUAUUUUUGACUGUAUUAAUGAUUCUAAUGUUAGGUUUACGGAAAAGAACACAAUGCACUAUAUCGGAAAGUAUGGAAAGCGGAUCCACUAAAUCUAUUAGUAAUAUUUAUUCUAGUUGUUAAAGAGCAGGACAAGGUAAUUAAUGAUGAUCUCUUUUUCGGUGCACUCAAAUACAAGCAUCCGUGUCGUAUAGAAAAUAUAACGGUAUGGAUUAUAUAACGGAUUUUAUUGUCUACAAAAUCUGUUUAACGGUCGUAGGCAUAGUUAGGAGAGGUGUAGUCAGGGCCACUGAAUAGUCAAUGAAUCGACAAAUAUCCAUUGCAUAGAAAUAAGGAAAAAAUACACUAAAAAAAAGAUUAUUAUUCGCGUUGUUAAAGAUGCAUCUUAUCCGAAUGAAACGCCAGUGUAUAAUAUAUUAUGGUUCGUCAUCUUAUGUAAUCGUAAUAACCGAAAGUGAUACGAACAAGCACACAGAUUAUAAGAAUGAUUAUAUGAUCUAUAGAUUUUAAGAUAAAUCAUGAAAAAAAUAAGUUAAUUGCCGAUAAUAUCACCGAUAAUAUUAUUCCAGUGAAUACCAAAACGUGAUUGGGUCUGUCGCAAGAUUUAAUUGACUCCAAGUUUCAAUCGAGUGCAUUAAUAACGCAGAACGAGCCAUUUGUCGGCUUGAAGUAUCAUUUCCAUCAGCUUGUAUUCAGCGUUUUAACACUUGACAAGUAUUUAUAUUCACUUAAAUAAUUAAUCAGCAUACUGUUGACUACAAAAAACGAAAAGAAUAACUUAAAAGUGAACUCACCGGACGUUAUUAAUGCAGUCUUCUCUCUAUAACAUUCUUCAUGUAUAUUUGUAUCUGUUUUUAUCUCCUCGCAUUUCCGCGCGAAUGAGAAAUCUCGCUCGAUAUUUUUCUGCGCUUGAACAAAAAGAAAGAGGAUUAGAAGGAUUCCUUUUAUUUGUAAAUACAUUAUGGUAAUUAAUUUUUUGUAGCUCUCCUUUUGGGCAAAAUGAGACAAGAGACAAGUCAGUGGAACUGUACAGACAAAAUUUUAUAAUAAGAUGCGAGAUUAAUGAGAUAAGGACAUAUUACGCAAGGUGUUUUUUUUUUCUUAAUUAGAUCAUUCUACAAUUAUAAGAUCGAUCUUUUUUUUGACGGAUAAUAAAUUAGAAGACGGGAUAAAUUAAGCGUCGCAAUUUUAUAACUCGAUGUUUUCAAUUGCGCUCUUCUGCCAAACAAAACAGAUAUUUUUACUAUUUAUUUACGCUUUUGCAAUUUGAUCUGCUACAGGUCUUUAGCUUUCGAUGUUCGAAAAAGCUUUGUAAGCCUUAGCGAAAGCUAGUGAGUGAGGAAAAGUCAAGAUUUCUGCUAAAUAAUUCACAAUUUGCCACGAUUGCUAUCAAAUUCGAGACUUUUAAACUGUCAUGUAUAAUAAAAACUUGUCUAAAACCAAAGCGGUAAAAUGAUCGUUAGAUUUCUAGAAGAGAAGCUUCAUAGCAUGUAAUUAUGAGAUAGGUGAAGUUUAGUGAGAUAAACGAGAAUAAUCAGAUAAGUGAUAUUCAUGAUUGGAUGGACCUCCUGGUAGAUACAUGGUCCGCCUUGCUGUUUGCACGUUCAGCGCGAAACACGAUCGUGUCUUGCGAUAAUUUAUAUUUGUAUAUCUACAUACAUAUAAACACAAAUUAUAGUAUAAUUAUGGUACAUUGUAAAAAUCUACAUGUCAUUUUACUGCACAGUAAAAUAGUAAGCUAUCUUGUCUCAAAAAAUCGGAUAUGUCUAUUGUUAAGAUCUCAGUCUCCCAAACUCAAAUUGGUAUGAAAUAUAGAUGAAACAAACGCAUGUAAAUAGCAGCUAGCAGUUAAAAGAAUUAAUAAUUGCAUAAUAUUAAUAUGCAAAAAUUCCAAAUAUUUUGUUACUGCGGUACAUAAAUCUGUAGUUAUUUUAAUUAUGUUUCACAUAAUGUGACACGUAAAUUUUUCUGAUUUGUAAAAAUUGAUAUGUAUUGGUGUAUAAAUAGAUUCACAUAGAAAAUUAUUUUUUUAAAGAUUUUUGUUUUGUUUGGGGGACAUAUGCAGAUCAAGAAUAAAAGAUACUAAAAUUUUUCAGAUUUGUUCAGUUUUAGAUCCGAAACGUGGUUUUAGCGUUUCUAAGAAUUGUAUUACAUUGUAAGAUCGUUACUAUUUAAGGUAUGUGCGAAAGUGCAAGUUUCCAAGUGUCAGCUUUAAGAGUGCUAGCGGAUCAAUAGUGGUGUUUCAUGAUAGUAAAUGUGGCGUGCGACAGAGAGCGAUAUUAUCGUCAUAUAUAUAUAUAUAUAUAUAGCCUUUGAGAGCAGCUCUGGUUUUGUCUUCUACUUCCUAAGUGUAUGCUGUCACAGUGUAUGCAUACCGUACGAGUAUGUUAUACGGAUGGAUGACACUUUUUGAAAAGAAAGACUUUGCGAGUGUCGCGAGAGAAAAGAUGCGGCAAGGCAUAAAAAGAACGACGAGACACAGUAGUUUAACAUUGUAAAAUGUAACGCUUUAUAGACCACGGUCGCGACGAAGAAACGAUUUUGGUCAAAUUUCGAACGUCUCAAUCCAGCGGCCGCGCGCUUUUCUUCUGUCUCGGUUUUUUUUGUUUAACGUUUAAUGUUAAUUGAUACAUUUAAUAAUUAGAAAAAAAGAGGAACGAUUUGCACUCCAUAUUUAUAUUUAAUUCUGUUGAUCGAUUUUACAAAAGUAAUUGGUAUAAUGACUACCUUUUUUAUUUCUAAGCGAGCAAAAAUAGGGAAAGAUUUCAUCGCUCUUGUCAGGAAUAGAUAGUAUUUUAAUAAGAAUCUUUUCGAUAAAUUUUAAUUUAAUGAAUAUUUUAUAUUUUCAUUGUAAUUAUACCAAUAUCGGUUAAUCCACGACUGCAUUGUAUUUGCAAAUCGAAACUUUAAAAGUAAUAGUAGUAAAAGAUGAAGCUUUGUUGAAAAAUGCGAUUCUUUUUUAUUGUAGAGAUGUGCGAACUAUUCGAAUAGUUUUCUAUAAAAUUUUAUAAAAGUUGUUUUUUAAUUAAAAAAAAGUAGGUCUAUAAAGCAAACUACUCGAAAAUUUCGAAUCUAAGAUGUUCGAAUACAUAUAUUGAUAUUUUUUAUAUUGAUAAAAAAUAAUAUUUUUGAAAUGACUGUUAUUUUUAUAUUAUUUUUAUUUUAUCUUUUUAUUAUAGUUAUUUUUCUUAUAUAUAGAAAAUUUUUUAUUAUCUAUAAAAUAUAAUUCUACCUAAUAAUUAUGUUUAUUAAAAAUUGUUUUAACGAUUCAAUUCGAUUCAACAUAAAAAUCCUGAUUUGCACAUCUCUAUUUUAUUGUUGAAUAAAAUAUACAAUAAGUUAUAAUAAAACUGCCAAAAGUGUAUUCUUCAUUAAAGAGGCUUGAUGCUUCUUUUUCAUGCAAAGUUUUGUCGCGCGUAUUUUUAUCACAUUACAUUACAUGAUUCUGUGCAUUCUUACUGAUAUAUUUCAAAUUAUCUAUCACAGAUGUCGAUGUAAGAUAAAAAUAUUUUCAUAACUGUUUUACGUGAAGAUUUUUAUAUAUAUCACGCUCAAGUUUUCGUAAAGAUUCAGACUUCUCGAAUGAAAGUAUUUUCUGAUACACAAUGUUAAAUGUAAAAUAAAUAUUCCUCUCUGACAGACACAAUACCGUGGAUUAACAUCGUAUUCUGACAUUUGAUAUUCAAGUCGAAUAAUUUAUAUCCCGUUACUCUUUUUCGAGCCGAAAGCAAAUGAGAACGAGGAAGAGCAAAAAAUGUGACCUAUGGUAUCUAUUCGCGACAAGAGCGAAGAAUGUAAAGUUAUGUGAAAUUGUUUCUAUAAACAUUAACGGAAGAUAAAGAAAUUGAAGUUUUCGCAAGUUGAAGGAGAGGCAGGAAAUUAGUCGAAAUCCAGCCAAUGGUGGUAAAUUGAAAGAUUAAGAAAAUUACAAUUAAUAUCAUUUGAUGUGUGAUUCUUUUAAUGCAUAGAUCUUUUGCAUUAAGAGAAUUAUUUAUUUAAAGAAAAUUAAAUUGAUUUCUAUCCGCAGCUCUUCGCGCAGAAUUGACCGUUACACCGAAACAUCUCUAAUUGAAUUUCGUUAAUGUUUAUGGCUACGAUUUAUUCAGAGAAUACGGUGUCAUACCAAGGAGCAAUAUUUCACCGUUUUAAAGAGAAUCCAUUAUACAUAGAUUUUUUGUAUCUACAAGUGCCUGGCGCUUCGUCCGCGCGUAUUUGACGUCUGCAAAGAACAAGUUGAACCAGAAUAACAAUAUCGAAAUUCUAAAAGAGAGACUUAUAGCGAGAAAGGGUGAGCGAGAGAAAGAGCGCGAAAGAGAGAGAGAGAAAGAAAGAGAAUAAGCUAGAAAGAAAGCAAGAAGAGAAAUAGGCGAUUGUAGAUAAGUAUCGAGAAUAAUUAAUGUCGAUAAUAAUUAAUUAAUUAAUUAAAUCUAGACUCGUAAAUCUAGAUGAAUAGUUAUUUGUUAAGAAGCGAGCAGGAAUGCUGCGAAAUAGCGAAAGUCGGCAAGUUUUCCCAAUUGACCGCGCCCUGAAAGUAUAAACUUAAAUUAUGUCUGUUGGAAACAUCAUGCCUCAUCAAAAUGGUAGUAAUUAUUAGGUGUAAGAUAUAUAUACAUAUAUAUAUAUGUAUGUAUAUAUAUGUGUGUAUAAAAAUAAAUAUAUAUUGUGUACGAAAUAUAUGACAUAUAUUUAUGAAUGUCGGACGAGUAAGUUUUGAAUAAUUAUCAACCUGAUAAUGUGUGUCGUACAUGAUCACUGGAUUCAUUAGUUUCGCGGUCUUAAGCAUGCGCCAUGCACAUAGUACAUGUAUAGCAUCGGUAUCGUUAAAUAUUGGUAAUGAUAAAUAUUAAGUAUUGAUGAUAAUAUUAAAUAUUGAUAAUCUAUGUAAAGGUAAAUAUAGCGAUGCAAAAAUCGAAGCGAGACGGAAAAUUGGAGUAGAUAGCGCAUUGCGAGCAAUUACGAGUGCUUCUAUAUAUCGUAUUAAAUGAAUUAAUUAUGGAAUAUUUGUUAUUGAGCAAUGCGAACGAAAGGGACAGACAAUAGGUAGUCGGAAGUGGCCACUGUUUGCUUGAAUGAUCGUUGAUCGUUUCGGACAAUAAUUUUGUUCUGAAUUGUGUGCUGCGAACUUUCUCAAAGUUCAAGGUCUUUAAAGGGGUUUCACUAAACAUCCUAUAAAUUCAAUAAUUGACCUUCCCAAAAUAGAAAUAAAAUUUAGCAUUAAUACAUAUAUAAUAAAUAUAAAUAUAAAAGAAAAUUUUUAUAUAAAUCGUAUUUUUAAAGAAACUAAUUAUUUUAUCCCGAAAUCGCCGAGUUGUACAGAUUAAAGGCACGAAGUAACACGCGCUAAUUCGUUUACAUUGCUCGAUAUCUGAUGCUAUAUAGUCAGCCGGCUAAACAAAGAACACCAUUGCAACCACAAGAAAAACUGCGCAUCUUUAUAAAUUAUAAUAUAAGCCUCCGGUGUUCUAAAUUUUUAAUCGUUGAUCGAGUAAUGCAGAUGUCGGGAAGUGUCCAAUUUUUCGCUUAACGAUUGAAAUCGGCAUAAUUGUGAUAAUUGCGCCUUUUGAAAUUACAUUCUUGAUCUAAUGCUUGCCAUAUAUUUUGAUCUAAUCGAGCUUUAUUUCCAAAUUUAUAUUUAUAACUCAAGCUUUAGUAUCAAAUUUAAAUUUAUGUUUUGUCGUCAUGUUUUUAUGUAAGAAUUACUAUAACAAAUUAUAAUAGAUAUAAUAAUUAUAAUUUAGUAUUAUUAUAAUAUUAAUUUUUUAAGGUAUAACGCCAUUAAGAUUACGGAUUAUAAUUAUUAUAAUUAUCUAAAUGGUAUAGAUAUUUUAUUAAAGAGUGUAUAUAAGUAAUUUAAAACUUGUGUGUGUGCACGAUAUUCUUUACAGUAGAUGUGCAUUUUAUCCUACAUGUUUCUCAGCCGAUCAGAUUUUUAUGUCGUUGAAAACUUGACAAUACAAUUUUUUGGUUUUCGUUGUAUUUAACGAAAAAUUAUCAUAUGCUUUUAAUUGAAUUUUUAUAAAAUGUUUGACUGUCACAUUUGUGCCUCUUACGUUUAUUGUACUCGUUAAUUACAUCUGCAUUACGAGUCGACGAUCAGUUGAUCUGGAAAUGCAAUAGAGAAUUGGAUAAUCAAUCACUCUGUGAUUUCUAUUUGGUAUGGAAAAUCAUCGAGUGUUGUUACGACGAAAAUUUUGACGACGAUAUAUAACAAUAUAUGAAUUACUUAUUAAUAAGUAACUAACUUAUUAUACACACAUCUACACGCACGCACACACACACACGCACACACACACACACACACACACACACACACACACACACACACACAUACCACUUAGCUACGAGAUUAAGGAAUUGGGAUACAAUUCCAUACAAAUAAAAAUCCAUUUGGUGUAAAAACAGAACAGACCGUUUUGUGUAUAUAACAAUGCAAGAUUCGCUAAUUGAAGUUCAAAAUAAAAGGCACUUUAAAUGGCUGACAAAGGACUUUUAAGAUUUGAAGAUGUGUAGAAUUUUAAGGCUUAAAGACGUGUAGAAUUUUAAGGGAAGUUGCAUCAUAUGUAAGACAAUAUUUUGUGUAACACAGACGUCAAUGAGCUUUCCGAAUCGUUUCUCUGUAAAGCUCUUGAAUCAUCAAUAUUUCUUGUCGAUAUACUCAUUCUAUUAAACCUGUAUCACUCAUACAAUUCCAUUUGUAUUUUAACUUACACAUUUUUUCAAGUAUCCUUUAAAGUAUAUAUUUACAAUCUAUGAGAAAUAAACUCUUAUAAGUAUCACUAUAUUUAAUAUGUAUGAAAAAUUUAAUAUUAACUGCCAUUUUUUCUUAUUUUAAUAUGUAAAAAGUUUAUGAAAAUAUAAAUAAGGAAUUAAAAAACGUUCUUGAAUGACAUUAAAGAUUAAUAUCCAAUAUUCUCAAUUUACGUAAUUCGUUUACAAUUUUUGAAGUCUUAAAAGAAAACAAGUGUCUAAAAAAAUAUUUUAAAAUUAGACGUUCUAUCGCGUAAGACAUUUUUGAUCAGUUAAAUCUAAAUUAUUUUCUGUAGAAGAGAUUCUAGUUGACGUUUGCGGAAGUUACAGGGAUUUUAUUUGGUUUCUCCGAAGUACAGGACUUUGCUACCGCAGGUGUUAGUAAUCGGAGUAUCGUUAAUAAAUAUUGAUCGUUUCAGAGCGUUGAUAAAAGUGAUACAACGCUUAUUGUUCCGCAAAUGCAACAUGACUCGUGAUGAGAAAUCCGGAAGCGACGACGGUCGACGAGCGAGAUACCAUUGUCGGACGAACGCGCGUCUCGAUUUCGCACCUUGCCGAUCUGUGUUGUCAGCUUAAUGUUAUUGUAACGAGAAGGGAGGGGGAAGAGAGAGAAAGAGAGAGAGGAGUAAUAGUGUACACGAGAAAAUUCAUGCAAUAUUCUCGACAACUUGGGCACCAGGCUCGGUCAGCGAGUUAACUCCGUUUGACUAAACCUUUUAUCGUAGUCGAAUCCCGUUGUGCAUGUAUUAUAGUUGUGACUGUAUAAUCUGAAACAAAAGGCUGACAAAUUAUUAAUCGGAGUUAGUGCGGACCAUUGACCCUUUCGAGUUAACUUCCGCGCGUACCGUGGAGAUAAUUAGCGAAUAAAAAGGAAAGAAAAAGAUUACGCGCGUUUGAAGAGAUAGUAUGACGAUAAAUUAUACAAGCAAAAACGGAGUAAAAAGUUUCGUAUAUUACUUUAGAAAUAUAAAUACUAUAGUACGCGGCCACACUUACGUUGACUCGCUGAAUCAUUUGAAAAAGAUAAGGUGUGCCACAUAUAAAUAUAUAAAUAUAUAUAGAUAAUUUUUUAAAUACGAUUCUUGAAUGUAAUCAAAAGCAUCAUUAAGAGUUCGGAGAGGAACGGAGAGGAAAAGAAUUCGAUUCACUGGUACGCUAAAAAAGAUAUGCAAAAUAUCGAAAUUGUAAUGGCUGUAACGGCAAGCAGGCUCAACAAGUGGAAAACGCGCAUAGAUUAAUAUAUAUAAUGUCGUGACAUUUAGUUAUAACAAUUACGAGUUUUCCUCGCGGUUUUCAAGAGCGUUACAUUGUACAUAAAUUAUUUACGUAUACACACACAAUCAUACACACACUUAGCAACUUAUGCCUCACAUUAAAUAAUACCUCGACUGACUUUGUCCCUUGAACAUUAUGUGUAUCUUUAAUAUAAUGCAGAUAAUUCUAUGUCUGUCAUAAAUUAUUGAAUAAACCGAACGUCUCCGUGCUCGGCAUAUUGCUCUAUCGAUUGUGAAAUAGAAGAGUGGCGCAUAAGAAGCGACUCACAGAGUAGAAUGCAGAAUUCGGAGAUUCAUCUGUAACGUUGUAUCACAAUGUACGGGUUUAAAUCUUACUUUUAGUCUUUUUCGGGUCUUAAUUAUGUAUAGAUUUUUUAGCCAUAAAUAAAAUAUUAGUCAUGUAAGAUUUAUUAUGGGUGGUAUAGAUUUAACGAGAUCUAAAUAAACUUUGAAAAAAUUA